GAGAGUGAAUAGAGACCGCCGGUAGAAGCGAAUGAGGAAUGUAACAAUGCAUAGAGACUCAUCAUAUUUGUGGAUCACUGUUAUGAUAUCACCGAGCAGGCGUUUCGGAAUUUGCUUUUCCACUGCGGAAAAUUUCUAGACCACGUGAAUUGCAUCAUCGUAAGCAAGCUGCAGAAACGGAAGUAGUUUUUUAAUCGCGAACAUAAGUAAAUCAAGAGACGAGCAUGGAGGAGAUGCAUAUUUCGCGAGGGAUAUAAAUGCAUUGCCGUCUGUACCAAUCUUCAGUUGCCAUUUGAAAGUGUUAUAAGUCUGAGUUCUCCUUCUUCGCCGUCUCAAUUCUUUGAAAAGAGAUACACUUCUACGUAUAUCCACGUUUCUCAAUUUUUAUCAAACAUGGAAGGCUAUAAAAUUUCUGCCCCGGUAGAUUGUAUGAAAACACUGGACACGGGUAAUCUGAAAGGAAAGACUGCCGUCAUCACAGGAGGUGCAAAUGGAAUCGGCGAAGCAUAUACAAGGGCGCUCUCCGCCGCAGGCGUCAAUGUGUGCAUAGGGGAUAUGGAUUACAAAGGUGGUUCGAAGCUAGCAUCAGAGCUUGAGCACGCAAAGUUCGUGAAUUGUGACGUAACCAGUUGGGAAGAUCAGCGUCGUCUUUUCACUGAAGCUGCAUCUUUUACGGGAAAGGUAGAUUAUGUUAUCGCCAAUGCAGGCAUAUGUCCUCCUGAUGAAGUCUUUACUUUUGCAGGCAAAAACCAGGUGCCCACGGAACCAAAUUUGAAAACAGUUGAUGUCAACUUGAAAGGCACAUUGUACACUACCAAACUGGCUCUUCACUACUUUGUAGAACAAAACGGAGAAAAACCAUCGCCCCAGCAAGAGGAUACAUGUCUAGUGCUGAUCGGAUCUGGGGCAGCAUUUCUGGACUGCCCUCGAGGACCUGUAUACCAGAGCACAAAGUGGGCUGCGAGAGGUAUUAUGCACUCUCUGCGAAGAACAGCAUUCUACCAUGGCAGCCGAGUCAAUGUCAUCUCUCCCUGGUAUUCAAAUCCCCAAUUAAACUGAGACUUCCUGUUGCUAAUCUCAUGAUAGGUACGUCAAGACAUCGAUAUUAUCUGCGGAAGCUUUUGCGCACGUGGAGAAGAGCGGGGUACAGUUCGCGGAAGCAGAAGAUGCAGCAAGUUCUCUGCUGCGGAUCUUGUCUGAUAGAACAAUUAAUGGCAAAUCACUUUUCGUUUCCGCUAGAAAAUGGGCACCGACAGGGUAUCUAGACUUGGACGUUGAUGAUUACCCUGGGAAUGAGCUGAUCCAGGAAGUUCAGGUGGAUCAGAUGAGAGCAGCUCCUGUGGCUGAAGGCUUGUUCCUGCCAUAGGGUAGGUUGCGAAUCUCGAGAUUGUUUCUUGUAAUGUAUCUUUCAUUUUUCUUGAUUUGAUGAAUGACCUUGGAGCCGCGAAAAUGAUCUGAAUAUUCCUAGCAAAUAUUGUACAAUGAAGGAACUUCUGGAAGGCGUGCA
This is a messenger RNA of Botrytis cinerea B05.10, 1507 nucleotides long. RefSeq lists its product as hypothetical. The record is from RefSeq and is a predicted model, not a curated record. The transcript is spliced from 5 exons. Bases 394 to 1059 code for a protein of 221 amino acids. Lineage: Eukaryota; Fungi; Ascomycota; Leotiomycetes; Helotiales; Sclerotiniaceae.